CUCUUCCCCCUUUCCCCCGAACCCCCCAAACCGCGGGCACCCCACUCCUCUGCCACCUGCAGAGCUCGGCGCGGACCCCUGCCAGGGGUCCCCCCUCCUCCGGCUCGAUUCAGAGGAGGCCCGAGCUGAUGUACGUUCGGCAUCCAUCACCGUGAAACUGACUAGCAUUGAAAGCUGCAGCCUGACUUAUGAAUGGUUCCUUCAUCAGCUUCAGGCCAAGUUCGAGGCUACUACGUAGACUGGAGAAUGUUGCGUGAUGUGAAGAGAAGGAAAAUGGCCUAUGAAUAUGCAGAUGAGAGGCUACGGAUUAAUUCGCUUAGGAAGAAUACCAUUUUGCCAAAAUACCUCCAGGAAGUGGCUGAUGAAGAAAUUGCUGCCCUUCCCCGGGAUAGCUGUCCUGUUAGAAUCAGAAAUCGGUGUGUUAUGACGUCCCGUCCACGUGGUGUGAAGCGGCGUUGGAGGCUUAGUCGGAUUGUCUUCCGUCACUUAGCUGACCAUGGGCAGAUGUCUGGGGUCCAGCGAGCAAUGUGGUAAACUGCCUUAGCUCCAGAACCUACUGCGCUUGCAGGGAACCAGUUCUGACAAGACAACACUCUUCUAACAGACAAAAACCUAGUUUUAAUAGGAGUCUAGUCUACCUGAUGUCUAGUUAAAUUACUUUUAAAUUUUCAAUGAAGAAACCUGGGUUUCAUUCUGUCAGUGAAUCAUCUUUCCUGUUGGACUAAAUGAAACAUAAGUGUUCCCAAGCAUGAUGCAGAGUAAUAAAAAUAUUUUCUGUGAAAAUA
Messenger RNA from Myotis brandtii (Brandt's bat), 785 nucleotides. It is a transcript of the gene MRPS14, whose product is annotated as mitochondrial ribosomal protein S14. The transcript has 3 exons. Gene Ontology annotation, cellular component: ribosome; mitochondrial small ribosomal subunit. Gene Ontology annotation, molecular function: structural constituent of ribosome. Gene Ontology annotation, biological process: translation. The record is from RefSeq and is a predicted model, not a curated record. Bases 193 to 534 code for a protein of 113 amino acids. Lineage: Eukaryota; Metazoa; Chordata; Mammalia; Chiroptera; Vespertilionidae.